AUGACUUAUGCAACCUCUGCGCCCGCGACUGCCGGUGGACAAGCAGGCUCUCCGCCUGUCUGCCAGAACUGCUCAACAAGCACCACGCCGCUAUGGCGCCGCGAUGAGACGGGUGCCGUUCUCUGCAACGCCUGCGGUCUCUUCCUGAAGCUGCACGGCCGGCCGCGACCCAUAUCGCUCAAGACCGAUGUCAUUAAGAGCCGCAACCGUGUCAAGACCGGAGGGCCCGGACGCAAGAGGACCAGCGACCAAGGGGGUCUCCCCGCAGCGCAUCCUGAUGCAGAUGGCCAGCUAGCCCUUGCUCAGCACCGCCGCGCAUCAGGUAAAAUUUCCUCGGGCCUGUCGGACCGUUCGCAAUCACCCAUUUCGCGCACCGGUACUCCCAACUUCAACCAUCCCUCCAACAUUGCGCCCCAGCACAUGUUUGAGCAGGCCCUGCAUAGUGAUUUCCACUCGCCCUCGUUACCAGGCUUUGGUCUCCGUGCUCCUUCUCCCGCCAACUCAUCCAUCAAUGGGUCGCACCUUGAAGCCCCUCUGCCCUACGAGACCCUUGCUGCACAGAAUACUGCGCUCAAGACUCGUGUAUCAGAGAUGGAACUCAUCAACGACCUUUUCCGGAACCGCGUCAGCGAACUCGAACAGAGUGAGCAGUCAGCCCGCCAGACCGAGUCUACACUGAGGCAAGAGUUGGAGGAAGUCAAGCAACGGGAAGCUGACUUGAAGAGGCGGCUGGAUGAACUUGAGGGUGACAGCCCGAGGCACAAGAAGAUGAAGAUGAGCGAAUUCGUCGACGAAAGCCGCGCCGGUACGCCCAUUAGCGCAAUGGUGGACUAA
Molecule: messenger RNA, 834 nt
Organism: Pyrenophora tritici-repentis Pt-1C-BFP
Lineage: Eukaryota; Fungi; Ascomycota; Dothideomycetes; Pleosporales; Pleosporaceae
Product: GAT1, GATA Zn-finger-containing transcription factor
Biological process (GO): positive regulation of transcription by RNA polymerase II; negative regulation of transcription by RNA polymerase II
Molecular function (GO): zinc ion binding; RNA polymerase II cis-regulatory region sequence-specific DNA binding; DNA-binding transcription factor activity, RNA polymerase II-specific
Source: RefSeq, a predicted model, not a curated record